This is a messenger RNA of Porites evermanni, 4799 nucleotides long. The record is from the annotation of a GenBank genome assembly. NCBI's taxonomy places the organism in Eukaryota, Metazoa, Cnidaria, Anthozoa, Scleractinia, Poritidae.
AUGCCAAUCCGAGCAUGCGAUAUACCAAACAGCAGCGUUCGAAAGAAAUAUGAGCAGUUUGGGGUGUGGGGGUAGAACGACAGACUAAGUGCUAUAUGCGACCUCAUUUGUUGCUGCAUCUAACAGUCCAAUAAUUUAAUAAUUUUAUGCAAUACCCAACCAAAUGGAACGGUCGUCGACAGCAGUGCCUUCCAGACGUAGUUUGGUUUAACAUAACCUUACUUUUCGCUAAACCCGGGUGAAUUCGCGAGGUUAUUUUUGUCGUUGACUGUACCGGGCAACUUUACCAAAAAACACAAAAACAAACAGAUUGCGACAGCCAAAGAAGAUAGAGUCGCAAAGCAAUGACAGCCUAAAAGGAACCGUCUACUUUGUAACUCUAAGUGGUGGUGCUCUCGAGAGAAAAAAAAAAUAAUCUGAGAUCGUAAAGUAAACCUUCGAGACAUAUCUUUUAAUAUAACGAAAUUUACUUUAGCAUCUGAAAGAACAUAUUAUCGAACAUAUGCAUUUAUGAGUCGCUAAUUAUCAUGUUAAGUUCAGGACUUUGAAGAAUUAAAGGAAAGUCAGCACAUAAAGCUGCCUGAAGCUAAAAGAAGCGUACUACAGCAGAAGGAUAAUUUGCCAAACCUCAAUGAAGUACCAUUUUCCCAGUUGUCAGGUCGUAAGCAAGAAAAAAAGGCAAACAGAAAUGUAACUAGUAAAGUAAGUAAUCUCUCAAAAUGAAAAACUAAUAAGGUUUAUAAAAUUAACGCAUUAAUAGCACCCUUACCAGCAAUUUUACACACAGCCCUGUCAGCAACAUUCGCCGGGCUUCGAGUUCCGGAACGAGACCUCGGCCUGCCAUGAAUCGGUGUCGUAGGCCUAGACAUAACGUACGGUUACUGCUGGCCACAACCUCUUCAUCUGUUUUUACAAAUUGACUGUGCAAGUACUUGGAACCCGACCAAAUCUUGGCUUCAGCAUCACAUCAGAAGACCAGAAAUUUCCACAUGCAAAUAAAAUUAUAAACAGCGCUUACGUUAGUCGCCAUAGACGCUUUAUCAAGCGUUAUACUUGAAUGUGUGUGACAUCGGUACCUUGUGAAAUCAAGGCAGGUUAUAAGGUAAAGAAACUUCACGCCACUAAAUGAAAACAAUUAAAAGGGAUGGCAGAAUUUUCCUCUCCACCGAUAAACCACCAUGUUUCCCUCUCUUCGCUGUCGCUUUGAAUAUUCAUCUCGUUCCUGAAAGUUGCAUGUGAUUGGUUCAGUCAGCGAUUUGUAGCAAAGCGCGUGACACAUGUGUUUUUGGCGCGUAAUUCUUGUUGCUCAGUAAUUAAUAUUGAUUGUAUUUUGGGGUUUGUGAUCUUUCGACAGUUUUUUAGCCACUGGAACUAUGCGGUAAAGUACUCACAGUUUGUCACCUAUCGAAUCAUAAGUAGUAAAAGAUCGCUAUAUUCUCAACCAGGUUCGAUUGUUGAUGCUUCACGCAACGUCAACUGAUGCCUUGAGGGCAUUACCAUAAUAGGAAUAAUUACUGUAAAAUGCCAUACAAUAAAGGCAAAUUUUGUCAGAAUAUACUAGAUGAAAACUGAAUAAAGGACAUUUUACAAAGUUUCUUUUUGAAAUUUGGAUUAAAUGAAACACUAGGCAUUUGGCUAAUUCUCUAUUAAAAUAACGUGUAAUUAAUACAUAAGACUUGAGUCUUCAUAUUGUGUGUUCAGUCACGCGAACAAACCAAAAGCACGUAUAUGUAAAACGAGAUCUCUCUUUUGCAAAUAAUCCAGCAUCCUCGGAGACCUCGGGGCAGCUAAUCGGAUGGGGAUUUCAUAAGCAAAAGCCUUGAAAACUUUACUUGAAUCAAUUUUGACCGCGAAUACUUAACGCAACCUAAACAGCUGUACUGGGUUACCGAGGAGUAUCGUUUACAUUUUUUAACACUGCUUCCUUAAAAAAAAUCCUGGGAAAAUGUGCGAUUUUGGUCAGACAGGUAAAAAGAACCGAAAAAGAAAAACGAAAGCUGCAUCACAGAAUCCCAAAAACUACAGAAAAUCAUUUCCGGAUUCCGGGUUGGUUCAGUCAAUGACGUGCGUAUAAACGGUAUAGAUUACCGCAUACCGUCUCGGAUCAUGUCUCUCAGUGCCCCACUGACGCCCCACUGAAAGAAAUGGACUGGACCCAGGACUCUGGACUCGUCACCAGAUGAAAAGGACACCAAAGUUUUGGGAGACUAUUUCGCAUAAAGUGGCAAUUAAAAGGUUCCCUCACCUAUCAACUUAAAACAAACAAUCCUGUGCAUCUCAAACUAGCCAAGAACAAACAUGUCUCUCUGAUUCCCCAUGCCUGGGCGAGUCUUUCAAGGCUCGGUUAGUUGUAAUCCUGGAUUAAGCAGGAUUUUUUUCCUGGGAACACAGCCGUCUCUUCCUGAAACAAAGAAUAUGAGUUGUCAUGGUGACUAAACCUCAGUGGGUAACUGGGGCGUAGCGUUGCCAUUUUGGCAAGUACGUACACACAACCAUAUUCGUAACAAAUAACGUUUUAGCUGUCCUUUAAUAGUUACAACUUUUAGCAGAUUACAGUCUUGUUUACGAUAGAACGUGGUAUUAAAAAAAGCUUUUAAAACGUUUUUCUUAGAGCUGGUACUGGAAUUAGAAAGUUUUCAUGCACAAGGCGCCUCCCCUAAAUAAACUUCCAAAGCGCUGAAUAUACAUGUACUUCACAAGAAAUUCAAAUAAGAUGUUUCGUUCAAUUGCUAAAUGUUUGGAAUGAAACAUAAGUUCUAUUGUAGCUCAAGAAAAAUGACCACUUAAAGUGCAGAAAUUUGGAGUUUAAAGCAUCGGGUGGAUGAAUUUCGGCGUGUGCGUGAUUGUGUAAAUUUUCCGCAACCUCAGUCCUCUGCUGACUUUUGUGUUUCUCCUUUAUUUCGAUCAUGAAAUUGAUUGUGGAAAAGAUCAUUAUAGUAAGGGUUUUAGUAUUUAUUUAUUUAUUUGCAGUUGUUCUGAAUAUCUCUACUGUUUUUCAUUGAAAACUAUUCCACAUCUGUUGAGUGCAAAUUUCCUGCAAUAUUCUUGUUGAUCAACCUCGUCCCCAGGGCUUUUCCCUCAAAAAAGUUUUUGAGGGAAAAGCCCUGGGGACGAGGUUGCUUUUUGACACCUGGCAAAGUACUAUUGAGGGGUGGGAGGUGAGUAAGCAUUAGUGCUAAGGGAAGAGGGCUGACUGGGGUGAACGCAGGUACAUGGAGGUGAUCAGUGAGGGUAUGUGGGGAAGAGGGUGAUUAUAAGCCGUUUCGGUAAAGGUCAGCUGGUUUCAACUAACUGACAACUGUUGAUGGUAAAAUACAACUGGGCCUUCCCACAACGACAACUUUAGGGACAGAGGUACUGAAGUGGUCACUGUGGAGAGAAUAAGGCCACCUCCACACGCAGCCGCAAAAAGGCCAAUAAUUGUAAAACCGCUUUCUUUAAUGAUAGUACUGUACGUGAGGCUUUCUCUUUACUGGCUGUUUUGAAAGUUAGGAAGCGUGGCCGGGUGGUUAGAGCGCUGGACUUGUAAUUCCGAAGUCCCACUCUGACCGCUACCUGGAUUUGUUCACAGUAGUCCCGAGUUCAAAUCCUCGGCGAUGCUUGUAAAUAGCAAGCUGAUUUGCCUCCGGCCGGUUGGGAUUCAGUUAAAUUCAAUUUGAAUUAUUUGUUUCAGAUAUUUGCUGGGCCCCACUAGCAUUAGUGCUACAAAUACUGCCGAGGGUAAAUAACGGAAUUAUAUAAUAUAUGUUAUAUAUUUUGGUUUUUCUUAAUAAAGGGCGGGGAUGCCGUACAGAGUAGAGUAGUAGCUCAGAGCUGAUCCACUCUGAAGAUGUUAUCAAGACUUCAAAAGGAGGCUCUCAGGAUCGUGUCAUGUUCCUAUUUGAUCAUCAACUUGUGUACUGCAAAAAGGUAAAAACGAAAAAAAGAAAGAAAGAAAUAGCUUAGGGAAAUGUACGGGUUAAGAAAUUUUCUCGGUGUGUUCUGGCUUGCAGCUAGCGAGCUACGGUGGCUCUUGGAGGAUUUUGUCGAGCUAUAACUCUGUGGUAAAUGAAUGGACGGCUGCUAUGUCCGCCGUAAUAUCUUGAAUUUCUAUCUAGUCUUCCUUUAAAUCCUAAAGCAAAAAUGGUCUCUUACGCGCUACGGCGCUAUUACUGCUUAUUCUAACUCAUGAAGAUCAGUAUUCCCUUAUCCCCUACAUCAAACCGGCCCACGCGCACAUGAACAAAAUGUUACAAUUCUCUUUCAGGAUAUAUUAAAGAAAAAUGGCGUAACGUACAAAGGGAGAAUUGACAUGGACGACUGCACUGUGAUUUGGCUUAGAGAUGGAGAAGGUACAACUACUUUAAUUUAUUUCUUGUUUUCAUCUCAAACAAAUUCUGUGGCUUGACCAUGGGACGAAAAAUACUUACUCCGGCAGCAAAUUAAUGCAAGACCAUGUAUGAACCUUUUUUCGGAGGACUCGAAAAAAAAAAUCAGUUAGAGUUACUACAGUACCUUUUUGUGGCUGCAGACGUGAUCUUGGAAGUGUGGUAUUACGUGCGCAACCUAGAUGGUAGUUACGACAAGCUCGCUCGGUUGCCAGGGUUUUUCCUUCUUCCGGCCCUGUGAUUCUCGUUCUCGCUUUAAUAGGGGACGAAAGGAGAGGAUCACUUGGAAGGGAAACGAACUGAACGAGGCACAGUGUUGUAAUUAGCAAUUUGCAGGCGUAAUUGCCUCACUAACGGAAGGAAUAAGAAGACAAGCUGAUCCCUUUUUUGUUUUUAGAAACGCUGGACAGAUCACCCCUUAACAACGCUUGA